CUCUCUCUCUCUCUAGAUGUUGUUCCUAUUAUUGGGGAUCAAAUCCCUAUUUCACUUUGCUUUCGAAUUACAGUGAGAUUGUUGAAGAUGCGUCCCUAAAUUCGUCAGAUUUGUUUGAACAGGAGGAUUUGAUAUCUUUCCAUCUAGGUUCUUUGUGCUGUUCCUUUUUGAAAUAGUGAUGCAAAUUAUUUAUUCAACAAUAAUUCCUUAUUUAGAAAGAGCAACGGUGAGUUCUUGCUACUGAAAUGUAUUGCACAAGUCAUAGUGAACUGUCUUUAACUUCAUAGUGUUGAUAUCCUUUUGUUUUGUGCUGAUAGAAAUUGUUUGAUACUACGGGAAGCGGCAAUCCAAAAUUCAGAUCUUCAGGCAUAGAGAAAGCAAUAUGCUCGAACAUCAGUUCAGCAAGGAGGGAACUUCUCAAAUUUCGGAGGUAACUGCAUCUCCAACUCCAGAUCCUCUUGAAACGGGCACUACCCAUUCAAGCUUGGGUCAAUCUCUCAAAUUAAGCUCUUCUACAAUCCAUCACUGUCAUGUUCAAUCGAAAUGUGAGAAAGAAAACAUUGAAUGCUGUGUCCCCAAAAAAGUAGACGAAGAAUGUGAAUUGAAAAGCAAGAACUCAGGGAUUGGACAACUGGACCUUAAUGCGGUGGAUGUUUCUAGCAUGGUGGAAGACAAUUCCUGCUAUAAGUCGAAGUUGGUUGACACCAUAGAGUGCAGUAGCACUACUGGCCCUUUAGAAGAGAGUGAACCUCUGAGAAUGUGGAAAGAAAUGAAACAGAAUGGUUUUCUUUCAUCUUUGCAUGGAGGUGUAUCAGAAACCAAGCAGCGCGGCCGCAAGCCUAAAAAGAGAAAAGAUGAUGUUAUCAAGAAGAAGAUUUACUCUGCAAGGAAAGAGCAGGUAAGUAGACUCAUUAAAGUUGCUGCUCCAAGCGGUCUCCUCUCUGGAUUAAACCCUGGAAUUAUAAACCAUGUACGAAAUAGCAAGCAGGUACGGGCCAUAAUAGAGGCUAUGGUGCAGUCGGAGAAGCUCGAAGGUCAAAAUGAAAGCAGGUUUAAUCAAACAGGAAAAGGAAGAGAAGAAUGUAUCGGCAGAAGGAAAGAUCAAAUUAAUGCCCAUGAUUCGUCAACUCAUCAGUUUAUUCCGUCAGAACAACAAGCGGAAAUCAAUCAAUUAAGUAUGGGUCAUAACUUUUAUCAGGGAUGUAACUCUGAACCUUCACUAGUCACUGAAGAUGCAGAAGAUGGCAAGUUUAAGCAGAAAAUUGCAUCAAAUAUAACUACAACGACAUCUGUUCAAAAUUUUUCGGCAAAUCUAGAUAAUACUACCUCUUUGUCUUUAAAAGCCGCUAAUGUUGCUUUACACUGGUUGGAUCUGCUUCAGCAGGACAUUAAAGGCCGUCUCGAUGCUCUAAGGCGUAGUGAGGAGAGAGUAAGGAAUGCGAUCCACACAGAACUGCCAUACCUACUAUCGACAGAAUUCUCAUCUGGCAAAGAAAUAGGCGCACCUCGCAAAUCUUCUUUGGAGGCGGGAUGCUUGGAGAAAGCAAUAUCAGAGAGUCAUAUGACACGAUGGAGAGCUCUUUUCAGUCAAAUAGAAAAAGCACUGGAUGAGGAGGCAAGAUAUCUUGAAAAUUGGUUGAGACAAGUCCAAGAAAUGCGCACGCACGGUGAGAAAGGACUAAAAUAUGCUGGUGAAAAUGUAUUCUCAAAAUUGGAACCUCUAGAUGGUUUAAUUAAACUGAGGAAAUCAGAAGCAUUUGAAUGUGAAUGUGCUGUCAAAGCAGCUGCUGCAUCCAUCUACUCCACAUGUAAUUUGAUCAUGAGAACUGAAAACGCGCCUGGCCGCUGAUGCCACCUAACCAUUCUUCUUGUACUCUGAUGUAUUAUGUUGUAAUCUUGUUUGUUCUCUUUGUUUUCAAUUAUCAUGAGGGUUUUUAGUUCCAUGGUAUUCGGCCUGUUCUUUUUUUUUUCCCUAACUUCUUUUUCCUCUCGUAUUUGUGUAACAAUGAUUUACUGCAUGGCAAACUAAUUUUAUAAUUGUACCUGUAAUGAAUCAGAAUGUUUCUUGCUUGUAAACUUAUCUUCAAUUUGGUAAUAUACUGGAGCCUAU
Molecule: messenger RNA, 2110 nt
Organism: Ananas comosus (pineapple)
Lineage: Eukaryota; Viridiplantae; Streptophyta; Magnoliopsida; Poales; Bromeliaceae
Exons: 6
Coding region: 383-1849 (488 amino acids)
Source: RefSeq, a predicted model, not a curated record